AUGUUACCUCACGAUCAAUUACCAGAUUCAGUCCUCAAUCUACUCAAAUCAAGUAGAUUUAUCCACUUAGCCACUUGUUUAAAUAACAAACCCCAUGUCUCCUUAAUGAACUAUACAUUCUUCCGUAAGGGACAAGAAGACAUCAUCAUCAUCACCACCCCCAAGAGAACAACCAAAUAUCAAAACAUGGAAUCAAACCCCAACGUUUCCAUCCUCAUCCAUGAUUGGAUUUCAGUCAAAGGUACAAAAGCCCCCAAUGAUCAAGAAAAUGUUCCAGAAAGACGGAAUUCACUUUUUGAAUUACUUGCAAAUUUCAAUAAGAGUGAAAUUAGUCGAGUUUCGGUGAUGUUGGAUGGGAAAGCAAGUAUAAUUGAUCGAGAAGCAAAUGCUGAUGAUUUUAAUUUUUAUAAAUCUUUACAUUUGAAUAAUCCCAUGAUUGAUCAGAAUCAAGCUAAGAAUUAUAUUGAAUGUGCUGAUAAUGCUUUGAUUUUAAUAAAGAUUGAAGGAUGUAAGGUUACGGAUACAGAUAAUAAUGUUGAAGAAUAUUAG
Messenger RNA from Hemisphaericaspora subhashii, 549 nucleotides. RefSeq names its product pyridoxal 5'-phosphate synthase. NCBI's taxonomy places the organism in Eukaryota, Fungi, Ascomycota, Pichiomycetes, Serinales, Debaryomycetaceae. Bases 1 to 549 code for a protein of 182 amino acids. The transcript has a single exon. Gene Ontology annotation, cellular component: nucleus; cytoplasm. The record is from RefSeq and is a predicted model, not a curated record.